This is a messenger RNA of Aureobasidium subglaciale EXF-2481, 911 nucleotides long. RefSeq lists its product as uncharacterized. Lineage: Eukaryota; Fungi; Ascomycota; Dothideomycetes; Dothideales; Saccotheciaceae. The record is from RefSeq and is a predicted model, not a curated record. The transcript has a single exon. The coding region runs from base 338 to 862 and encodes 174 amino acids.
AGGAGUCAGUCCUGCCUCGCUAGAUCUAGUAACAGCCACUCACCAACGACCGCAGGCGGUCAGACAGAUCAUGAUGAUAUGUCAGAGUCUCUAGAGAGCGCGGGCGAUGCUUGUCGACAAGAAGAGCCAUGAUGAUGUGCUUGAGUCUGUGUGUGUGCAAUUGAGACGAUGCAGAAGCAGCCUGCGAUGGAAUAGACGCGUUUGGGAAGUCGCGUACAGUGCUUUCGCGAACUCCACGCGUCAUUCAUUGUGAGCUUUCCCUUGGCGCGACAUCACAACUACUUCCAAUAAUCACGUCCCUCUCUACUUCACAUGCGACCAGGACAAAAGGCAUAGUAUGAUAUUAGGUGGACUCGAUGCCGUCGGUCGUCAGAUCGUGAGCAACCUUCGCAAUGCGCUACACCAACAGCAACCAUGCGGCGUCGACUUGACCCUCCGCUGUGUGUCUAGAUGGUCUUCCCCAGCAACUAUUGACUUCGACAACACACACCGUCGAGGCGCCAAAACAUCCGUCCUGCCAUUCUGCUCAACGUCCAAUACCAUCACUCUCCAACCGGGCGCCUAUCUAGUUGACUUCAACGAGACUGUCAACAUCCCCAAAGAUUGUAUGGGCAGUGUAUUCCCACGAUCAAGUCUCUGGAGAAGUGGUGUUAGUGUGCAGGCUGGCGUGGUGGACGCAGGCUAUGAAGGCGCUCUUGGUGCCUUGCUGGAUGUAAAGAAUCCUCACGGAAUUCUUCUGCACAAAGACGCAAAGUUGGCGCAAAUUGUGCUCGAGCAGAUGGAGCGAGAGGUGGAAGGAUAUAGCGGCGUCUAUCAAUCUUCAACUAGCAGUGCGGGGGUUGAUGGUUCGACGAAGAUAUAAUACAUCAUAGCUACAGGUUUAUGAUCCGGACCAAGUCUGGCGCGAGCGC